AUGCAGAGGAAUACCCAGAGAGACAGCGUUCUAGUGAGCUACAAUCCUCCUCCGAGGAGCCCCUGGAGGAACCCGAAUUCGGACCUCGAUUUCAACGACGUCUUCGGUGGGCCGCCGUGGCAGAAUGUCCGGCACAGUUUCGGCGAGGAGCCGUUUGGGAACGACCCGGAAACCGCGGCGCUGCGGACGAGGUGUUCCGGGCUGUAG
Linum tenue is the source of this 207-nucleotide messenger RNA. The record is from the annotation of a GenBank genome assembly. Lineage: Eukaryota; Viridiplantae; Streptophyta; Magnoliopsida; Malpighiales; Linaceae.